This is a messenger RNA of Aphanomyces astaci, 429 nucleotides long. RefSeq lists its product as hypothetical. The coding region runs from base 36 to 311 and encodes 91 amino acids. The transcript has 2 exons. The record is from RefSeq and is a predicted model, not a curated record. NCBI's taxonomy places the organism in Eukaryota, Oomycota, Saprolegniomycetes, Saprolegniales, Verrucalvaceae.
GUUCAGUCAGUUUUCCCUGCCGCCGCAUUUCAGCCAUGAACCGCGUCUUCGCCACCCCUUCCAACUUUGUGUUCGGCGUGCAGUACUUGGCCAAGUCUGUAGCCCCUCUUGCUCCUUGGGCUGCCCCUGGUGCCGUGGUUGUCGGCUGGUUAGCAUGGCCUGCGUUGACUCCUGAAUACAAGGAAGAAACGUUUGGUGUGAAGGCUCCUUCCGCCGCUGGUGUGGCCCCUGCCGCUGGCACGUCCAAUUUCCGUACGACAAAGUACGUGAAGAACGAAAUCGGCGAACGACCUUCCGUGGACGAUGAAUAGACUUAAAGACUGCGUAUCUCCCAUUGUCGACAAAUUGGGGCCGUACGUCGAAUUGUGCAACACAGUCCAAAUACAGCAUACACCUUGAUUGUACUGUGUAUAUCUCGUCGAGGUCGUU